Molecule: messenger RNA, 1032 nt
Organism: Recurvomyces mirabilis
Lineage: Eukaryota; Fungi; Ascomycota; Dothideomycetes; Mycosphaerellales; Teratosphaeriaceae
Product: CSG1/SUR1-like protein
Exons: 1
Coding region: 1-1032 (343 amino acids)
Biological process (GO): mannosyl-inositol phosphorylceramide biosynthetic process
Molecular function (GO): mannosyltransferase activity
Source: RefSeq, a predicted model, not a curated record
AUGCGCCGCGGCCUCCUAAUCUUCCUCCUGGUCAACCUAGCCAUCGUCCUCUUCCUAGUGCACCAGGUCUGGAGUCUCCUGACACUCCUUGUAGUCGACGGAGCCGAAGAUGCGAUAGCGAAGGCCGAAUUGCCUGCCGUCGGAUCACCGCGGAAGGAUGGGAAACCACGGUUGAUCCCUAAGAUCAUACACCAGACGUACAAGAACGAGUCAAUACCUCCAGUAUGGCAGGAGGCGCAAGCCAGCUGUAUCGAUCUACACCCGGAGAGUGAAGGAUGGGAGUACAAGAUGUGGACGGAUGCGAUGUCUGCUGAGUUCAUCGAGGCGGAAUAUCCCUGGUUCUACGAUACAUUCAAGGGGUAUCGAUAUCCGAUUCAACGAGCAGAUGCGAUAAGGUACUUUGUCUUGUCGCAUUAUGGAGGAGUCUAUAUCGAUCUGGAUGACGGCUGUAACCGAUCGCUCGAUCCGCUGCUCGUCUACCCAGCUUUUGUGCGCCGGACGCUACCUACAGGUAUCAGCAACGAUGUGAUGGGCUCCACGCCUCGGCAUCCAUUCUUCUUGAAGACUAUUGAGGUCAUACAGAAGUAUGACCGGAGCUGGAUCCUGCCAUACAUCACUGUCAUGGGCAGCACGGGACCUUUGUUCCUCAGCGUGCUCUGGGUGCAUUGGUUGAGAGGCGGAAUGAACGUGGGAGAUGGUGCAGAAGGCGGGAGAAUGCGUUUGAUCUUCCCGGAUGAGUAUAAUGGGCAUGAAUGGAGCUUCUUUACACAUCAUCUGGGCAAUAGCUGGCACGGCUAUGAUGUGCAACUCAUCUUCUGGAUGUCUCGCAAUUGGAUCCUCGUCACGAUUGUGGGGUUUGCUAUAGGCAUUACAGUCAUCACACUUGGGUAUCUGGCGUACCGACGGUUUGCAUCGGGAUCGACGGACGCAUCGAAAUGGAACAAGCCAACAUAUGGGCAUAGACUGCCGUUCUGGAAGCGGUUCACGAGCUCCAGGCAAGAUUAUGAGCUUGUAGAGCGGCAUGAAGUGUAA